GUAUUCUUUUGUCUUGCAGUGAGAGGCAAGCUUAGGAAAGUAAUCUGAUGCUGUUUCCUUAUUAUUUUCCUCUUCCUUAAACUUUCAUAGAACAAUUGAAAUAAAUACAGUAAUCAAAUAAAAAUAUAAGGUUUUUAUUAUGAAUCAAGGAAAAAUGGAAAGUGAACUUGGGUUCUUGGUUUCUGUUGUGAUCAUAUGUGCAGACAUUACAGCUACAGUCCUCGGGAUCGAAGCCGAGAUUGCUCAAAGCAAGGUUCUGUUUUAUAUUAAGAGUGAAAUGUAGUUUAUUUUAUUUUAACUACCAAUAAUCUUUUCUUGUAUUUGAUGUUUAUCCUUCAGGCACCUCAUCAUCAUCAUCAACAACAUUCAAGACAUUCAGGUUCUGGAUGUCGAAGAAGCCCCAGCGAUGGAGCAUUUGCUGAGGGAGUAGCUGCAAUGGUGCUUCUGUUUAUUGUCCAUGUCCUAGCUAAUGUGCUUGGAGGCUGCACUUACAUUCGCUCUAAGCAAGAUUUCAAAAGAGCAACGGCGAACAAGAUACUCGCUGUGGCUUUCCUUGUUCUCUCCUGGAUCUUUUUUGUUGUCAGCUACUCAACGCUAAUGAUAGGAACAUUAGCCAACUCGAGAACGAAUCGACUCUGCAGCUUGCCACAUCGUUGGUUUUUUCUUAUUGGAGGCAUAUUUUGUCUAGGACAUGGAGUGGUGACUUCAGCAUAUUAUGUUUCAGCAAUUGCUGCUAAAAAAGAAGACAAAGAGAAUGCGCAACAAGAAAAUCUAGCAAAUAGAAGCCGCGCAUAACACGUCUUCUUCAUCAAGAUACACAAAAUGUUUCAUCUGUAAAUAAACUUAAAUUGCUUCAAAAAAGCUUCCUUCCAUUUUGAUAAAUCCGCAAUAUUCCAAAAUAAACUCUUUCAAGAAUCAAUAGAAAAC
This is a messenger RNA of Arabidopsis thaliana (thale cress), 927 nucleotides long. RefSeq names its product transmembrane protein, putative (DUF1218). The record is from RefSeq and is marked reviewed. Gene Ontology annotation, cellular component: endoplasmic reticulum membrane. Lineage: Eukaryota; Viridiplantae; Streptophyta; Magnoliopsida; Brassicales; Brassicaceae. The coding region runs from base 325 to 795 and encodes 156 amino acids. The transcript is spliced from 2 exons.